CUCCUUCUUCCCCCAUCUCCCUCCUCUUUCCUCUCCCUCCUGUCCCUCCCCCUGGUCCCUGGAAGCUCAGAGAUUGGCCCCAGUUUGCCCUGCUGAUCCAAGAGAGGCACUGGACAGGUCAUCAGCUCUCCCUCCUCCCUGGAAAUCCCCUCUCGGAUGCCCGGGUCCACUAGCCACACCAGGCCUGCGACGUCUCCUUUCCCACGAGGGAAAGACGAGGACGAGAAGUGGAAAGUUUUUCUUCCCAAGUCCUGCUCUGCACCCUGGGUCCCCGGCAUCCCCCAGUGGGCUACCUUUUGGCCACCACGGAAGAUUCCGGAGCCAUGGACAGUAGCAGUCUCCGGCCACAGCUGGACGCAGCUGGAUUCCUCCACAUCUGGAAGCGCUUCGACACCGAUGGUCAGUGUCCGGAUAAUGGUUACAUAGAAGGCAAAGAACUUGAUGCUUUCUUCCACCACCUGCUGAAGAAACUGUGCCCUACUGAUGAGGAAGCGGGAGAAAAGCUUCAGAAGAUAAAAGACCAGUUCAUGGCCACCUACGAUGUGUCUGCUGAUGGACGUUUGGAAAUUCAAGAACUUGCCAACAUGGUUCUGCCAGAAGAUGAGAACUUCCUCCUGCUCUUUCGCCGGGAAACACCCCUGGACAACAGCGUGGAGUUCAUGCAGAUUUGGCGUAAAUAUGAUGCCGACAGCAGUGGAUUUAUCUCGGCCACUGAGCUCCGGGACUUCCUGCGCGAUCUCCUCCUGCAGCACAAGAAGGCCAUUUCAGCGGCCAAGCUGGACAACUACACGGACACGAUGAUGAAGAUCUUUGACAAGAACGAAGAUGGCCGGCUGGAUCUCAAUGACUUGGCCAGGAUUCUGGCUCUUCAGGAAAACUUCCUGCUCCAAUUUCAGAUGGACGCCUGUACCACAGAAGAGCGCAAGAGAGACUUUGAGAAAAUCUUUGCCCACUAUGACGUCAGCCAAACCGGGGCACUGGAGGGACCGGAGGUGGAUGGCUUUGUCAAGGAUAUGAUGGAGCUCGUCAAGCCCAGCAUUAGUGGCGUGGACCUGGAUAAGUUUCGGGAGAUUCUGCUGCGCCACUGCGACGUCAACAGAGACGGGAAGAUCCAAAAGACGGAACUGGCUCUCUGCCUGGGGUUAAAAGUCACCCCUUAGGCACCGGCGUCUGGGUAGCAGGAGGGUAUCCGUGGUGGCGACGGCUUCUGUGUUGGCGAUGAUGUGGGCGUGGGUAUGAACGUCGGUGCUGGUGUUGGCGUGGACGCCCGUUUGGACCGGAGAGCUUUAUCAUUCCUGUGCGCUCCUGCCCGUAGAAACAUGUCCGCUAAGCCUAGCUAGCGGUUGAGCUUCCCGGUGAAUGUGCUUUGGCAAAGGAGGGGUACGGGCAGGGGCCGGAUCUGCCCAAUCUCCUGCUUCCUCAGAACCCCCCACCACCACCUCCCUGCCCUCUCCGACCCUGGGGAGGCCAAUACAGCACCUAGGCGGGUGGCAGGCUCAAAGCUGGUCCGGAGGAGAGCUCCUAGUCCAGUCGGACCCUCCUUCUGCUGUCUCCGAGGGGGUUCCUGACCCCCCAGGUGUCCCCUCCAGGUGGUACCAAUGCCCAGGUGGUUCUGACAGUGUCCCCAUCCAGUGCAAUCUGUCUUAUUAAGUGUGUGUACAAAUAGGAUGCUCGUUGGUGUCAAAAUAAACCUUCAAAUUGGAACAGA
Tachyglossus aculeatus (Australian echidna) is the source of this 1708-nucleotide messenger RNA. It is a transcript of the gene SCGN, whose product is annotated as secretagogin, EF-hand calcium binding protein. The record is from RefSeq and is a predicted model, not a curated record. The coding region runs from base 324 to 1160 and encodes 278 amino acids. Lineage: Eukaryota; Metazoa; Chordata; Mammalia; Monotremata; Tachyglossidae. Gene Ontology annotation, biological process: regulation of long-term synaptic potentiation; regulation of presynaptic cytosolic calcium ion concentration. Gene Ontology annotation, molecular function: calcium ion binding. The transcript has 11 exons. Gene Ontology annotation, cellular component: dendrite; nucleus; terminal bouton.